CGCUAUGUACCACGUGGCCAGGCUGCACCCUUUCAUUGCCGGCGCUGGGAUGGCGGAGAGCGGGCUGGGCUGCAUCGGGGCCGGGAGGAUGGCCAGGGGGGUGCUGGAGGGGGCCAUGCUCACAGGUACUCACACUCACUGCCUUCACUCACACUCACUGUACUCAUUACCGCCAUACACUCCUUACUCACUGUGUCUGCACUCACACUCUGUGUCUGCACUCACACUCUGUGUCUGCACUCUCACAUUGUCUACACUCACACUCUGUGUCUACUCUCCCUCUCUAUCUGCAGCCACUCAGGCCAUAUGAGUGCAGGCUAAUGGUGUGUAGGAUUAAUUUACAGCAAUUCACUAAUUUCACAAAUUUUAUUGUGAGCAAUAAAACCCAGACUGCAGGAAUUCAGCAGUGACACGGUUAUUCAAUAACUGUCCAUUGUCAAGAAAUUCAGGAAAAUUUACAUUUUAGGCCAAAUUAACAGCUGGGAACAGAGUUGCCUUUUAAAUGUUUCCAAUCUGGCUAAUUUGGUCACUUUGAAUUCUCCUCAAUCACACUUUAGUAAAUAUUCAUGGGAUUUUUAUUCAUCAAUAAAAUUUUGUGAAUUGGAAAAUGCUGCAAAUUGCAGUUUAGUGAAUAAGGUCCUGAUAGAGUAAUCUUUCAGGCUGGAGAGAGUCCAUCACAGACAAUGUGGAGAAAACCAGAGAUAAAAUACAAUUUGUGCAGAAUGUGUGGCUCUGCAAAAUAAAAUCUGUUUGCAGAGCAGCGUUUGGCUCCAUGUCAUGUGAGUGAUCACAAUGGUCAUUAUACAUACUGUAUGAAUCUGAGUUUUUCUUUGUACCUUCAUGUUUGUGAAAUCGCUUCUCCCUGUUACUGCAGGAUCUCUGAGCGUUCCCUAUAUCAUUACUGAUCCUCGCAGCCAGCGGUCCACCAAUAAAAACGGCUAAAUGAAAAGAGAUUUUAUGCUACUCCUCAUUGCAAUCGCAGGGACACCAUCAUCACUGCAGCUCUGUGUAGUAGCUUUGUUGUGAUUUAGUCUGUUUGUUUAACCUGUAAAUGUAUUUUCUGUAUCAGUGAAUCUUACCAAAUGACUCUUACAGUAUCUGGAUUUGUAAUGCAUUAAUAUUGUAUUUUAAGUGAUAUUUUUUUUUUUUUUUAGGUAAAAUUCAAGCAAAAGAUGUCACAGUGAGUGCCCCGAGUGACAAGAAUGUUAAAAUAUUCCGUGUAAGUAAAUGGUGGAAACGUAAUAGUAUAACUAUGUAUACAGCGGGAUAUGCCGAGAUUUUAACAGUUAGAUGUGGUUUUUGAGAGGAAGGCUGAGCUCGUGAAAGUGAGAUGAAUGGAAGGAAGGUAAUAUUAAAGUGCAUUUCUAUUAAUAUAUGCAUUUGUCAAUACCCAACAUAAAAUAAAUCACAUGUAUGAUUUGCUCAAAAGGCGAAUUUAUCAAUUUGUUGUUUUUAUACAAAAUAAAAUGGGAUACAAGUUAUAUGAGGAAGUGAUACAUGCAUGAAAAGUGAACAAUCUAAUACCAUGUGUAAUCUUAUUAGACAUAUGGUGGGUCAAUCAAACAUCCGAAAAAGAUUAUAUGCAUCUAUCUAGGGUAAAAUACAAAAAAAAUUCAGGUACACCAAACGUGGAUAGAACACACACUUAGUGGGUAACAGAGAAAAUCCUAAAUACAAUUACCCUUGUACUGUAGAUAAGGACUCCUCAAGGUCCUCAAAAUAAUAUCUAGGGUACACUAACCUUUCUAGAAUCGAUCUAAUGUUAGGGGAGAAUACUUUGGUGGAACAGACUUUCAAUAUUUUGAUAAGAUUAAUCCUUGGAAAGACCACAGCUCUAUUGUUUUUGUUCUGAAACACUCAAAAGUUUACAAGCCAUUUAGUACAUAACGUCUCGACUAGUAUAUUGAAAAUAGCAAAACAGAAAAAAAUAAAAUAAAUAUAUAUAAACACACAGUGAUGGGUACCCAGGGGGUGGCUGUGAGUGCAGUAUACAGUGAUGGAUACCUGGGGGGUGGCUGUGAGUGCAGUAUACAGUGAUGGAUACCCAGGGGGUGGCUGUGGGUGCAGUAUACAGUGACGGAUGCCUGGUGGGUAGCUGUGAGUGCAGUAUACAGUGAUGGAUACCCGGGGGUGGCUGUCAGUGCAGUAUACAGUGAUGGAUGCACGGGGGGUGGCUGUGAGUGCAGUAUACAGUGAUGGAUACCCGGUGGGUGGCUGAGUGCAGUAUACAGUGAUGGAUGCACGGGGGGUGGCUGUGAAUGCAGUAUACAGUGACAGAUACCCGGGGGUGGCUGUGAGUGCAGUAUACAGUGAUGGAUGCCCAGGGGGUGGCUGUGAGUGCAGUAUACAGUGACGGAUGCCCGGUGGGUAGCUGUGAGUGCAGUAUACAGUGAUGGAUACCCGGGGGGUGGCUGUGAGUGCAGAAUACAGUGAUGGAUGCCUCGUGGGUAGCUGUGAGUGCAGUAUACAGUGAUGGAUGCCCGGGGGGUGGCUGUGAAUGCAGUAUACAGUGAUGGAUACCCGGGGGGUGGCUGUGAAUGCAGUAUACAGUGAUGGAUACCCGGUGGGUGGUUGAGUGCAGUAUACAGUGACGGAUGCCCGGUGGGUAGCUGUGAGGUGCAGUAUACAGUGGCGGAUGUCGGUGGGUAGCUGGUGCAGUAUACAGUGGCGGAUACCCCGGGGGUGGCUGUGAGUGCAGUAUACGGUGGCGGAUACGAGGUGGCCUUGAAUUUUGGUAUACAGUGUGGAUGCGGGGGUGGCUGUGAGUGCAGUAUAGUGAUGGAUACCCGGGGGGUGGCUGUGAAUGCAGUAUACAGUGAUGGAUACCUGGUGGGUGGCUGUGAAUGCAGUAUACAGUGAUGGAUACCUGGUGGGUGGCUGUGAAUGCAGUAUACAGUGAUGGAUACCCGGGGGGUGGCUGUGAAUGCAGUAUACAGUGAUGGAUACCUGGUGGGUGGCUGAGUGCAGUAUACAGUGAUGGAUACCCGGGGGGUGGCUGUGAACGCAGUAUACAGUGAUGGAUACCUGGUGGGUGGCUGAGUGCAGUAUACAGUGAUGGAUACCCAGGGGGUGGCUGUGAACGCAGUAUACAGUGAUGGAUACCUGGUGGGUAGCUGUGAGUGCAGUAUACAGUGACGGAUGUCUGGGGGGGGAGGGGGCGGGGAAUACAUGGGGUGCUAUCUGGCUGCUGAGUGAUACGUUCAGUCUGUGUUAAUAAAGAUUUCUUUGUUCAGGACCAUGGCUGCCACACAACGCAUUCCAAUGCUGACGUCCUAACUGCCUGUAAAGUGGUGAUUUUGGCUGUAAAACCACACAUCAUUUCCACUGUCCUCCAAGAGAUCUCAUCGCUGGUUACCUGUGAACACGUCUUUAUAUCACUGGCUGCUGGUGUUACCCUACAAACCCUGGAAAGUGUGAGUUCACUGAGAGCCAUGUCGGAAUAGAAGGGAUUUUGUGGUUAGUAUGCUGUGUCCACUAACCGUACAUGUUCUUGUUUAAUCCGGACAAUGGCGUUCCUGUGUAACUAUAGUGCUGGAUUAGAGGAUCCUGUGGGCACUGCUAUAAUGCUUGGAGGCUCCACAUUGACUGUUUCUAUAAAUUAAAGGGACACUAACUGCUCUAUCUUCUUAAAGUGGUUAUAGUGUCUGGAAUUCCCAUGCAGUGUUAAACCGUUUUAAUGUAGAACGAGGCAGCCCAUCCCACCCAUGCUGUUUGGACUGAUGAGGAAGUAUCAGCCCGAGCAGCAAUGGCCAACUGUGAUUGUCUGAGACUUAGAUCCCAGUGCCCACUGCAGGUAUGAAUUGGUAUGACUACAAGAUAGUGUGAAAUCUCUGCCUUAGCCACACCUCCAGUGGGGGCAGGACUGUGGGUGCCUAGACAUCUCAAUAUAAUUUAACUCUGAAUGGAGGGACAGUCCAGGGGACUCCAGACACUAUAACCACUUCAAUAAAAUAGCUAUAGUGUCUACAGUGUUUCACAUGGUCCUGAGGCUACAGGCCGUGGCAGGUCUGUUAAUUUUUUACUUUUUUUUAACUAACAAAUUAGAUCUGUAGAGAGAUGGGAAUUGUUAUAAGGUCCCAAACCCCUGCGUUCCAGUCUAUAUUUAACUGUCCAUUUUCAUCUCCAGUGUCUUCCUGCUGGCUCGAAGGUUCUCCGCAUGUCUCCUAACUUACCUUGUGUGGUUCAGGAGGGAGCUGUGGUGGUGUGCCGAGGUCGUCGUGCCGGCGACCAGGAAGUGGCUAUGGUAAAGAGCCUUUUUUCUGGGUGUGGUCUGUGUGAGGAGGUCCCGGAGUCGUACAUUGAUAUCCACACCGGGCUGAGCGGCAGUGGAGUGGCUUAUGUAAGUAAGGAAAGUAGUGACCGCUAAGGAGUAUUAAUAACGAGGAACGGUCCCUUCCCCUGACACAUGCUAUUAAAGGGCUGCUUACUGGGGUAAUGAGUGUAAUGACGUAUAAAACACACUGACCGCACUUUCAUCUAGAAACCUAAAACAGACCACUAAUCCACAAAAAAGCACAAUUAAUGGCCAAUUCUCACUAAGCUGCUGGUUUGUAGGAAAAAUAAAUCCCACAAGCGCCAGUCGGUCGUUAAAAUCACAAUGGGUGUAUUUGCAGCCCUGGGAGCAGAAUUUCUUAAUAAAAGCUGAUUUUUCUCUUGUUUUUUGGAAUAGCCUUCUCCGCAUCCCCAUCAUUCCUCGCUUUCUUUCUGCCUUUAUUCAGGUUUACAUGUUUGCGGAGGCUCUGGCAGAUGGUGCCGUUAAGAUGGGAAUGCCCAGUGAAUUAUCCAAUCGAAUUGCAGCUCAGACCUUGCUGGUGAGUUUAGGGAACAUGGAUUUAUCACAAGGAAGAGCAGAUCUAUAAAACUACAAAGUUCAAACUUCAUAAAGUACUGCCAGACCUAUAACAAAAUAGAAAAAUGGAUCCAUACUUACCAAUAUUUUCUUUUCCCGGAUACAGACCAUUGCCGCACUACAGAUGAGUAGCUCCUCCAAAUCCUAAAAAUGGACAGGAACACCUCCUAAUUAAACCAUAAAAAGACUCCAUCCCCUACAUCCUCAGUCUUCGUCCAAGAAACAAAUUAAGGGUGGUCAUUUAGUGCUGCCAUGGCCUAUAUCCGGGAAAAGGAAGUAUCGGUAUGUAUGGAGUAAAUGUUCUAUUUUCCUGGAUAUAUUCAUGGCAGCACUGCAGAUGGGUAAAACCCGAGCUACAGAAUUCCUGGGCAAUGGCUCUGACAAUCCAUCGACCAAUCGAAGAAGUAUAAGCAGCCUGGCCCAACUUGUGUCUUGAUGGAAUCACUAAAAAACAGGAUGUUUUUCUGAUAUUAGCCCCUAAGGCCAUUAUGACAUUCUAUACCGCCCAACAUUAAAUGGGAUUAAAUGCAGUAGCGGCUUGGAGCCCCUGAGCUGGCUGGUACAUACCUACCCUUGCAAUCUUCUUUGGGGGACUGCCUGACCAUAUAGGCAGUCCCCCUAUAGUAAGUCAAAGCUUCCCGGGGCAUGUUAUCAUAUUGACAAAACAAUGAAUUGGCCAGUAUAGCAAGCUAAAGAACUGCCUCGGUUGUCAGGCAGUCCCCCAAACUGCAAAAAAGUUUAAAAAAAAUAAAAAAUAAAAUAAAUAUUAUGCCCAAAAAUAUAUAUUUUCACACUAAUACUAAAGAAAUUUUAUUUCUUUUUAAUAUAAAAUAUAAAUUUAUAUAUAUUUGCCUUUUAAUAAUAACACUCCAAGGACGUCUGAAUGUAGUAAAAGUAAAACUUAACUUUUACUUACUGCUCGCAAAUUAAAAAUAUAGACGUUUCCGUUCACAACAUGAACUUUCAUCAGAAAAAUAGAAUGUGACGGCAGAUAAGAACCAUUCGGCCCAUCUAGUCUGUCCAAUUUUCUAAAUACUUUCAUUAUUCCCUAACCUGAUCAUAUAGUUAGGAUAGCCUUAUGCCUAUCCCACGCAUGCUUAAACUCCUUUACUGUGUUAACCUCUACCACUUCAGCUGGAAGGCUAUUCCAUGCAUCCACUACCCUCUCAGUAAAGUAAUACUUCCUGAUAUUAUUUUUAAACCUUUGUCCCUCUAAUUUAAGACUAUGUCCUCUUGUUGUGGUAGUUUUUCUUCUUUUAAAUAUAGUCUCCUCCUUUACUGUGUUGAUUCCCUUCAUGUAUUUAAAUGUUACUAUCAUAUCCCCCCAGUCUCGUCUUUCCUCCAAGCUAUACAUGUUAAGAUCCUUUAACCUUUCCUGGUAAGUUUUAUCCCGCAAUCCAUGAACCAGUUUAGUAGCCCUUCUCUAACUCUCUCUAAGGUAUCAAUUCACCGAUUAUUGCCUCUGUCCUUAAGUGUUUAGAAUUACACUUCAAGUAUGCUUAUAAACAACGAAACCGGUCAUGACAAUGCCACUUUUCUUCUUCUUCUUCUGAUGAGGUAUGGGGGGGGAAUGCUGGUCGAAUAAUGUCUUGAUUAACAUGGAAGGAAGUAACUACUUUAGACUGAGGAUGUAGGGGAUGGAGUCUCUGGGAAAGAGAAGUGUCUUUGGCACAAUCCUAAAUAUGGAAAUGUAACACGUGUUCACAUAAAGUGCAAGUGCCAACAAAAACAUGUUUACCUUUAAAAUACCAUAAUUCUAGGGAUAAAACACUCCCAGAUCGUGUAUAUAUAAAUAAAUGAAGGGGGAGAAAUUACAGAAGCAUUUAUAGUGUAGUAUUUAAUACAACAUGAAAUAUAAGACACACUGUGAAGAUAAAUUGCAUUGUCCCUAAGGGUCCACUAAUAUCUGGGAUAAUCUGGCUGUAGAGAGAAGUGGCCUCUUAAGCAUUUUUAUUGUUUCCACUUGCAUUUUCCGGUGUGAACACGUGUUACUUUUGCACGUAUAUUUUUACGCCAGAGCAGGCCUAUGGCUGGACUUUACAGGUGCAUGCUGGGAAUGGAGGAUUUUAUUUGCAUUAAUCAUUCCGGCACAGGGCAAUCACAUUGGAUCUGGGCUCCUAUUAUGUGAUGUAUCAUGUUUGUAAACGUUGUUCACCAGAUGGUAUUUGUGCCAUAACAGGACUCUGAUUUAAUGCAUGUACUGUGCCUGGCACCCAAUGAAUUGAAAUAUUGUGUAACGUGGAGGCACAGAUUCACAGGUCUGCUUGUUUCCGCAUUGCAGGGUGCAGCAAAGAUGCUGUUAAAGACAGGAGACCACCCAGCUAAACUGCGAUCUGAUGUGUGCACUCCGGGGGGCACCACCAUCUGUGCAUUGCAUGAGUUGGAGAAAGGGGGCCUCAGGGCCACAGUAAUGAAUGCCGUGGAAACUGCCACAGAGAAAGCUAGGAGCAUUGGAAAAAAGACGGCACAGUAACUACACAACAAUCAGGAACCCUGAAUUGCACGGGAUGUAGCUGCAGGACCGGCUGUCAUUAUUUGGGACCACAGCCCUAUAUAACCCCUGGCAAAGCACAGUGCAUUAACUGCUAUGCCACAUAUCCCUUCUAGUUGUAAGUUUAUUUUUGGGGGAUUUCUUGUAGGAGUCCUGAGUGAACUCUGAAUGGGCAUUAUGCUGGCUCGUCAGAUCAGUGUUUACAGCGUCUAUAGGUGGGUGUAAGACCACAUUAAUACAAUAACUGCAAGGUAAAUAAAUACAUUUUAAAAUGUAGCUGUGUUUU
This is a messenger RNA of Pelobates cultripes (western spadefoot toad), 7626 nucleotides long. The record is from the annotation of a GenBank genome assembly. Lineage: Eukaryota; Metazoa; Chordata; Amphibia; Anura; Pelobatidae.